Jatropha curcas is the source of this 998-nucleotide messenger RNA. Its product is annotated as Seed maturation protein. The record is from RefSeq and is a predicted model, not a curated record. Lineage: Eukaryota; Viridiplantae; Streptophyta; Magnoliopsida; Malpighiales; Euphorbiaceae.
CGUCUUCUAAAGAAACCCUAAAUCAGAUUUACUGAAAACAAACAAAGAAAUCAAAUUAGAAAAGACAAAUAAGGAUGAGCCAACUAAAGCCUGAAAGGCCUCAAGAAGAGGAGGUAGCAGAGAUUAAAACUAAUAAUAAUAGCGUUGAACAGACUAUAGCUGAGGAUAAGCCAGAAAAGCGUUUGAUCAAAGAAUCAAUUGCUGGACAGAUGCAGAUAGCAGAACAAUAUUCCAACAGAGCUCAAAUUCAGUCAUUGCCUACAACAAUAACAUUUCCACAAGGUGGUGUUAGUGGCUGUGGUGGAAUCACAAUUGGUGAAGCACUUGAAGCUACAGCACUAACAGCCGGCCAGAAGCCUGUUGAAUGGAGUGAUGCCGCCGCGAUUCAGGCUGCUGAAGUAAGAGCCACUGGUCGCACCACCAUUAGCCCUGGCGGUGUUGCCGCUGCUGCACAGUCUGCCGCAACCCUAAAUGCUAGGGCUACGAGAGAUGAGGAUAAGACGAAACUCGCUGAUAUUCUUGCGGAUGCGACUUCAAAGUUACCGGCAGAUAGGCCGGCGACGAGGAAAGAUGCAGAAGGGGUGACGGGUGCAGAAAUGAGAAAUGAUCCGUACCUGACUACACAUCCAGCAGGAGUGGCUGCUUCUAUAGCGGCGGCAGCGAGGCUUAACCAGCAGAACUCUUUCAAAUAAUUGAAAGCACUUUAAAUUAGGGUUUUUUUCUGUAAUAUUAACGCUUUGAAAUUGAAAUAAACUGGACGACUCGGAGUUUGUUACAUAUGUCUUGGGCGAAAGAAAGAACAUAAAUGAAUUUCUUCUCUCACCCAUUUUGUAUUUAAAACUGAAGAUCAUGUUAAAUACAUAAUUUAAUUUUUUUUUUUUUUUUACUUUCUAAUUUUGAUGUGAUGUUAUGGGUUUUAUUUGGAUUACAUCUUGUAGAUUAGAGAUUCUUGAAUGGGAUCGGAAUAAUGCCCUAUCAAUUAGGGAAAUGUUGUCAAA